UGUAGGUAGUACAAGAACUGAAAAAUAAUUUUUGGUUGCCAGUAUACCUGUAGUCGUUGCACUGAUCAGUCGAUAGUUUUGUGAUAAAUUAUUUCUCAAGUGAAUUAAAUUAUUAACCAUGGGACGUGAUUCUAGAAAGGUUUCAAGAGAACUUCGGAGUUCUGAAAAAAUUAAUAAGUCGCGUUCAGUCAAAAGAAAGAAUGUUUUUAAUCCGAAAACAGCCGAACGUGAUGAAAGUAUUCAGAGUACAUCUUCUAAAAAAUUAAAACAAAACACUGAAGAUGAUGUACCUGAAGACAGCAGUACUGAAUUUCGAAUAAUAAAUUUUAUUCAGGUAUUCACUGCAAUUUCUGCUCUUAUAAAAUGUAAAAAAUGUGAUGGAAAUGUAGUGUUUCAAACAGCAAGUACACGUGGGCUGGGAUUCAAAAUUGUAGUUGCAUGUAAUAACUGUGGAAAUGAAUAUAUUCCUUCCUGUUCUUUCGUUGGGCAUUCUUAUGAAAUAAACAGACGUUUCAUUUUUGUAAUGAGAAUACUAGGAAUAGGAUACGAAGGAUUGUGCAAGUUUUGCGGCCUGAUGGACAUGCCGUCUUUUUUAGAUAAAUCUACGCAUACAAUUUUACUGAAACAGAUUUUGAAUUGUAGUAAAGCCGUCGCAGAAACCUUCAUGACGAAAGCUGUGAAUGAAGAAAAGCAAGCAAUGCCAACAACUGAAAAUGAAGAUAUAAAUCAUCUAACUGUAUCGGGAGAUGGAACCUGGCAAAAACGGGGAUAUACAUCGUCAUUUGGAGUUUCUUCUAUAAUUGGCUAUUUUACUGGAAAGAUUCUUGACAUAAACAUUAAAAGUGCAUAUUGUAAGCUAUGUGAGUAUUGGAAAAAAAAAACAAAUACUGUUGAGUUCGAGGAAUGGUAUCAAUCGCAUGAAGAUGUGUGUUCUGCUAAUCAUCAAGGGUCUUCUGGGAAAAUGGAGGUGGAUGCGAUGGUCGAAAUGUUUUCGUAUUCUGAAACUAAAUAUGGAGUUAAGUAUGCCAACUAUAUUGGUGAUGGUGACUCCAAGACCUAUUCAGGAAUUAUAAAAUCAGAUCCUUACGAAAAUACAACUGUAAAUAAAAAGGAAUGUAUAGGGCAUGUCCAAAAGCGGAUGGGGAGUCGAUUACGUACGCUGAAGAGUAAACAAAAAGGUCUUGGUGGUCGAGGUAAGCUCACAGGAAAAUUAAUAGACAAACUAACUGUGUACUAUGGUUUAGCAAUACGCCGGCAUUGUGAUUCUAUUGAAAAUAUGAAAUCUGCUAUAAUGGCAACCUUUUAUCACUACGGCUCGAGUGAUGAAAAACCGAAUCAUGAUAUGUGUCCAAAAGGCGAAGAAUCUUGGUGCUCUUACCAGCGCGCUGAAGCAAGAGGAGAGCUUGAUACCUUUUCUCACGAUUAUUCUCCUUUACCUUCUGAUGUUUUAAAAGCUAUCAAGCCUAUAUACGAAGAUCUUAGUAAUGAAAAUUUACUUUCAAGAUGUGUAGGUGGAUUCAAUCAGAAUAAUAAUGAAAGCUUUAACCAACUAGUAUGGAAAAUAUGCCCAAAAACGGUAAAUACUAGUUUUACCAUCGUACAAAUAGCUGCAUACGUUGCUAUGUGUAUAUUUAAUGAGGGUAUAAAUUCAUUAUUAGUCUUGAUGAAUACACUAGGACUUAAUUGUGGGCCUAAUUCUCAUCGGUAUGCAGAAAGAAUGGAUGCUGCACGUAUCAAAGUAGCAGAUAAGCGCGCUAAUGAUAACACCCGAGAAGGUCGAUUGCAACGUAGGCACCAGCAAAUCGAUAUUUUGGAAGCUGCUAUGUCGGCUGAAGAGCUAUUAUAUGGUCCAGGAAUAGAUGACUCAGUAUGAAUCUCCAAGGACUUAUGAUGAUCACCGCAAAGGACUUCGGGAGGAACGGGCUCUACAAAAACAGCGAUAACUUUUUGAAUUAUUAAUUUUUUUUUUUGAAAUUUUCGUGAAGUCAAAUCGAAACGUGUUCUAAUAAAGCUAUGUUUUUAUUUUUGUCAAAUAAAGUAAUUAACUACAAAAAAAAAAUUAUUGAAAAUCAUCAUUUUUUCAUACCCCUGAGUACCCCU
Molecule: messenger RNA, 2100 nt
Organism: Microplitis mediator
Lineage: Eukaryota; Metazoa; Arthropoda; Insecta; Hymenoptera; Braconidae
Exons: 2
Coding region: 119-1873 (584 amino acids)
Source: RefSeq, a predicted model, not a curated record